Molecule: messenger RNA, 852 nt
Organism: Talaromyces marneffei
Lineage: Eukaryota; Fungi; Ascomycota; Eurotiomycetes; Eurotiales; Trichocomaceae
Exons: 1
Coding region: 1-852 (283 amino acids)
Molecular function (GO): oxidoreductase activity, acting on paired donors, with incorporation or reduction of molecular oxygen; monooxygenase activity; heme binding
Source: RefSeq, a predicted model, not a curated record
AUGAUACAAAUGUUUAAAUACUAUGGCCUGCUCGGUUUGAGGGGCCUCUUCAUGCCGAAGGCCAUUGCAGGAGCCCGCGCACAAAAUAUGCAACGAGCAAUCGAAACAGUAGACCGAAGAGUCAACAGCAAAACAAACCGCAAAGAUUUCUUGCACUACGUUCUUGCCGCCAUGGAGACCGAAAAGGGCAUGUCUCGCGCGGAAAUGAAUGUCAAUACGUUCUCACUGAGUAUUGCCGGGUCAGAAUCCUCAGCGACCUUGCUAUGUGGUUUCGUCUUCCACACUCUCGCCCAUCCAAAUAUUCACGAAGAGCUCGUUAAGGAAGUCAUGGAGGCAUUUAAAUCAGAACAAGAGAUUGUCAUGGCAAACGUUCAUGGUCUUACAUAUCUGAAUGCUGUUUUGCAAGAAUGUUUGAGGAUUUAUCCGCCCGUUGCUGUAACGCUCCCACGAGUUGUCCCCGACGGUGGAGAGGUAAUAGAUGGCAGAUAUGUUCCAGCCAGUACUACUGUUGGUGUUAAUCAUUAUGCAUGCUACCAUGAUCCGAGAAAUUUUCAUCGUCCCGAUGACUUUCUUCCCGAGCGCUGGAUGCCUGGUGCCAAAAAUAAAUUUCCUUUCAGUCAGGAUCAUAGAAAUUGUUUGCAGCCUUUUUCUCUCGGUCCACGGAAUUGUUUGGGCAAGAACUUGGCUUGGGCAGAAGUACGCUUAAUCGCUGCUCAUUUGAUAUACCUAUUUGAUAUGGAGCUCGAUGCAAGUGUUAGCAAUCGGUGGAUGGAACGCCAGAAGGUUUGGGGGUUUUGGGAUAAGCCGCCCUUGCUUGUUCACUUAACGCCUAGGCAGAAGAUAAGUCGGUGA